CAUUCACUCACCCUCAUGUUGUUCCAAACCUUUAUGACUUUAAAUCUUUUGCGGGCGUAUAAAAUAAGAUAUAAACUCGCAAUUCCGAGAAAAAAAAAAGUAACAUUUUGCAAUUCGGACCUUUUUUCCUCAGAAUUGCGUGAUAUAAACUCGCAAAAAAUCCUAAGAAUUGGACUUUAUAAGUUGCAAUUGUCAGUUUAAAUCUGUUGAAAUCUCGCGUUUAUAUCUUAACCUGAGAUAAAGAAUCACAAAUUCAUAAUUAAAAUAGUAUUUCUGCUGUAUUAGGCUACUUCUCAAAAGAGAAGCGUUUGGCGUCACCUAUAGGUUGAAUGCGGCAUAUUGAUAGUUAGCGUCGUUGCUAUGAAACGAAUCUUGAAAACACAACGAUAAGCCACUGCAUUCGUAAACGUGUGAUAAUCUCAUCGAGCCGUUUGUGUUUUGAUCCUGAACGUCUCUGAAAACAGAUCAAAAUGUCUAACGCUCUGUUAGCAGAGGUUGGCUGGGACGCGGGUUUCGCCCUCCCUGUAGCUAAUGCAGAGAAUAAAGCAUUAGAGGAGGAGCUUCAAAGGAAGCAAAAGGAGCAAUUAAAUCUUGAGAACAAACUGAAUAAAUACAAAGAUGUUAUAAAUGCUUUGACUGAACAUCUCAAAAAUCUGAAACAAGAGCUUUCUCACACUCAGGCUUUGUGCAAAGCCAGAGAGAAGGAGACUGAAUCUGAGGAGCAUUUCAGAGCCCUGGCGGAGCGAGAGGCAGGCCGGUUGAAGCAGGAGAUCACUGAGCUGGAGAAUGAACUAAAAACACUGAAUGAGAAGAAGAACGCACAAGAGAACAGCAUCUUUAAAGCCACUCAGAAGCUUGAGGAACUGAAGAGUCAGCUGAACUGGGAUCAGCAGACCCUGGAGGCCUGGCUGCAGGAAUCAGCACACAAGGAUGAAGACACCAUGGCCAUCAUCAAGUACGCCAAGCAAGAUGAGAGCAGGAUUCGAGAGCUGACACUGAACAUUGAGAAGUUGACACUUGAAGCCAACCAGAAAAGAAAGACCUUGAACAGUGAAAUCACUGAAUCAGGUACAGCACAGAUCGCUUUGGACAAAACAGCCGAAAGCUUUCGUCAGGCUCACAUUGAGAGGCAAGAGAUGAUCAACCAGUGGGAGAACACUAUUGAACAAAUGAGGAAAAGAGACCAGGAGAUACAGCAGUGUGCCAUGUUGCAAGCAGAGGUGAACCAAGUGAUAAGAGAGAAGAAUGAUUUGAUCAAGGAGAGGAAGGACUUCAUGGAGCGUGAGAUAGAGAACAAUAAAGAGCUGGAGAGGAACAUAGGCACAACUGAACGUCAGGCACUUCGACUCAGACAGCAGCUCCAGGAAGAGGAGAGGAAUCACAGACGUCUGCAGGAUGAGGUGGAGGUUCUGAAGGGAACUUUAGACCGAACAGCCACAGAUGUGGAGACCACCAGAUCUCAGUUAACCAGCAUGAAAAAGAACAUUCAGGACAAAACAGCAAAGGUUGAAGAAGUAAAGCUGCAUAAUGCUGCUCUGAAGGAGAAGCUGCAAGUGGUGAUGGAGGCGGUGUUGGAUGGUGAAGAGCAAGCAGCACAGAUGGAGCAACUGCACAAAGAACAGGAACAGAACAUCAAAGAGAUCGAUGCUCAGCUGCUCCGGCAGAGAGAGCUCAUGUUCAGAAAGAGUCAAGAGUUGCAAGGGCUGCGUGAAAAGGAGAAGAACAUCACAGCUGAGAUCUGCGCCACUCGGGCCGCUCUCUUCAACCUGAACAGCAGACUCAGCAAACUGGACCAGAACUUUCUCCAACAGCAGAUGAUUAUCUCCAACCAGGACUUUCAGAUCCAGAUGCUGGAGAGGAAGACUUUACACUUGCAGGGGAAGGUGAACACAGAGGAGAAGAAAGCUCUGGAGAAGAAGGCUUCUGAUCUGGCUGAAGCUCUCGAGGAGAAGAAGAGGACGGCCGCCACCCUCAACACACAGCUAAAGAAACUCCAGGAUGAUAUCCGCUGCAUUAAGAAAGACGCAGAGAAGAGCGAAGCAGAGAAGAGAGAUCUGACCUCCAAGAUCCAGGAGAUGGAACUCUUCAUUGACACCUCUGAGAAAGACCAGAAAAAACUCAGGCUCAAAAAACAGGACACCAUGGUGGAGAAAGGUCUCCUGAAGAUGGAGGUGCAGCGGCUGAGAGACCUGCUGUAUGACAGAGCAGAUGGAGUACUGACUCUGGAGAAGAGACGUCUGCAGCUGCAAGCGGCCAUGAAAGAAAGAGAGGAGGAGAUCCGUGUGCACCGAGAGAUGCUCGUUAAACAGGUCAAGCUCACUGAACAAGAGAGACAAGGGCUCAGUACUGCGGUGAACGAGAGAAUGUUCAAAAUUGACAAGAUGAGGAAGAGGUAUGAGAUCCUGACUGUUGCCAUGGCUGCACCAGAGGGAGAGGAGGAGAAAUCCCAGGCCUACUUCAUCAUAAAGGCAGCUCAAGAGAAAGAAGAACUCCAGCGUCAGGGAGAUGAUUUGGAUGCCAAAAUCCGCAAGGCAGAGAAAGAGAUCCACGCUUUGGAGAACACCCUGCAUGUUGUUAACAACUGCAAUACAACCUACCGCAAAGCCCUGACCAAAGUCACGGAGUCCAGUCCUGCACACCAGGAGAAACUGAAGCUGGAGGAGCAGAGACGAGCAGCUGAGGACAAGUACAAAUUUAAGAAACGGCAAAUCCGAGAACUGCAGGAGGAUGUUGAAAGCAUGUCCAGGACAUUGGAGGGUCUUCUUCAAGAGGAAGCCGUUCAGAACGAGAGCAUUGAGAGGACCCAAGCACAUGUGCUCUCUCUCAACAAAGACAUCCUCUCUCAGGAGGAGAAACUCAGUAGAGCCGUCAAACAGUGUGCCAAAUAUACCAGGGAAAUUCGGUCUGCUAAGAACACCAAAGAGAAGACGUUUGAGGAACGCGACAUAGAGCUACGAGAACUCAGAGACUUAAAUAAAAGCCUAAAUAAGAUGCUCCUAGAAGCCAUAGAGGAGAAUCCUGACCUGGCAUCUGCAUUACAGAUACGUUUUAUGCAGGCUGGUCUGUCGCUGCCCUCUCCUGCUUCCACUCCUUCCAGCCGUCUGAGCUCAAAGAUCAACUCAGCCCGCAGUUCUGCUUCAUUCCAUCGAUCCUCAAAUCCAUCGGCCAGCAGUAGUGCCAGAAGCCAAUCUGUCCCGACCCCUCCAGUGAAGACAGUGGAUCUGGGAUUGGGCCUCUCCGUCACAUCCCCGCAAGGAUCUCGGCUACCCAGCGCUGACAGCAGCAGCAGGAGCAGCAAAUGCAAGAGCCCUUAGACAGAUCCAGACCCCAGUCUCUCUGAGGAACAGUGUGUCUCUGUCAACCAGGAAGUUAUUGUUUUUAAUUAUACCACUGUUCUUGUUAUUCAAGUUUUGCCUCAAUGUUUAGUUUAGUCAAUUCAAUGUUAUCUUUAAAAUCAUUUUAGCUGUUUAAAUUUGACUUUUAUCAUUGUGUGUGUGUGUGGGUGUGUUUUUUUUUUUUUUUCCUAGAAAUUAGUUAUUACUUCAGAUUACUUCAGGAAACAUAGUUUGAUUAUAUACUACCAGUAAAAGUUAAUUAUAGUUUACCGGUAUUAUAUAAUCAUAGUUUGAUUAUAUAAUACCGGUAAAAAAUAAUAAAAAUUUUUAUAUGUUUUUGAAAGAAGUCUCUUGUGCUCACCAAGGAUGCAUUUAUUUUAUAUUUUGUAUUUUGUAUUUUUUUAUAUUAAAAAUACAGCAAGAAUAGCAAAAUUGUGAAAUAAAAUUACAAUUUAAAAGAACCGUUUUCUAUUUUAAUAUAUGGUAAAAUGUUAUUUAUUCCUGUGAUGGUAAAGCUGAAUUUUCAGCAUCAUUACUCCAGUCCUCAGUGUCACAUGAUCCUUCAGAAAUCAUUCUAAUAUGCUGAUUGCUGCUCAGUUAUUAUAUUAUUAU
Molecule: messenger RNA, 3947 nt
Organism: Ctenopharyngodon idella (grass carp)
Lineage: Eukaryota; Metazoa; Chordata; Actinopteri; Cypriniformes; Xenocyprididae
Gene: ccdc39
Product: coiled-coil domain containing 39
Exons: 20
Coding region: 471-3314 (947 amino acids)
Biological process (GO): cilium movement; cilium-dependent cell motility; inner dynein arm assembly
Cellular component (GO): axoneme
Source: RefSeq, a predicted model, not a curated record